AUGGAUACGGCAGAAUGGGACAUAUACUUCACACAAGACUUGAUAUUUCUAACAAGAGCCGUGUCCGGGUUUCAGGCUCUAAUGAACUCAGACUUUGACAGAAACAGAGUCUCGUUGCGGGCCAAUGAGGCCAGUCUGAUUGUUGGCAAAAGAGGCGGGGCUGGCCCCGCAAAACACACAUUCAUCACUUCCCCGUCAAGAACAACGCAGGCAGAACAUCACUUACCAUUUGCGAUUGGCCAUAACAAUGCGAAAGGAGUUACGCCAGACCCCACAGACAGUCUGAUAGACGACAACGUUUUUUUGGAGGAUACAGAUAUCGGGUACAUAGACCCCUUACAAGUGAGUGUGAAGUUUCACGAGCUGCGAACGUCUUCAGACGACGUUGUUUUUGAUUCCUCACUCAUAAGCGGGCCUAAAAAGGGAUAUGUGGGUGAAUUGCAAUGCUUGGAGGGCAGUACGAAGAAAUUGAAUUUCAUUCUGAAGGAAAAACCUCAGUCAGCCAAUUCUGUGGGCACGGGAACAGCAGCAAAUAUCAAUACCAAUAACACAGUCUCGAUUCUAUCAGGCCCGCUUCAGGCCUUGCUGAACUUAAAGAUACGGAGCCCUGCGUUGAUAAGGUUGAGAAAGAAAGAAGAUGUUCAAGCGGAUGUAGUGGAGAUUUUCAUCAAGGACCUCUACCUGUCCCGUGGGGACAUGUGGAGUAUAAGCUCAUUUUUGGUGGGAACAUGUCUCUACAAGUCUCAGAAAGUUUCCUUUAUAGAUAGCUCCAUCAGAGGAACGAUUGGAGGUCUUUAUAGGAACGGAAGGAAGGUAUUCUCGUGCUAUGUUGGAGAGGAUACCAAAGUGGUAUUCCGCUCAGAGUCCUCAAGGUUGAUUUUUUUCAUUCAGAUAUCCAGUGAGAUGUGGCAUUUCGAAGAGAGUGGUCAGCAGAUGUUCUACAAGUUGAUGAACUCAUUAUUUCCCAAGAUCUUCAAGAGAUGGAAGGAGAUGGGGACGCAUCAUCUGAUCACAAUAGUGCUGUUCAGUAGUGUUGAUCUUGGGGAUGGUCAAUGGACAGACCUCCAGCCUGGCGAGAGACCACCGAGCAGGAAGGACUUUUACAGGGUAGUGGUGGAUCAGGUGAAUAUUGUUAUGUGGAGUGAAAUCAUGGGAACUCUGCGCUACGAGUUUGCAAAUUUCAUGAAAGAUAUCAGACUUCGGAAGAACGAAGCCAGGACCAAUAGCCACCCGGAAGAAUACACGAUAGAAGGAAGGUUCCUGCCUGCAGUCAAGGGAAAUUUGCUGGAGGCUGUGAACCUGGGAAUGAGCUUGGUGGUGGACCAUUUCAGAGACCCAGAUCUUCGUCACACCACGAACCAUUUUGUGAUAAUAUCCCCUGGAACAGGCAUUUACGAUGUUGAUUAUGACGUCCUUAUAAAUACCAGCAAAAAGAUGUCUUUCAUUGACUCAACGAUAGAUGUCAUUUGUCUGAGUCAGCCUCCAUUGCAUGUCGUGCCAUUAUUCAGAUACAGAGACAAUCAUGGAAAACUGAAUCAUUGUAUACCCAGUUGGAUGGAUAUUUCGUUUUGGAAUGAUUCAAUGCAAUCCGUCAACCAAUGGAUGCCUCGCUGCAAGAUCUAUGAAAUCCAAAUGAUGGGUGUAAUGGAGACAGAAACCAACGCAAUCACGAUCGAGCCGUUGACGUACAAGGGCGUCAAGAAGUCCAUUCUGGAUGCGAUGAACGAUCACGAUGCGGGGAUCUUUUCCGAUGCUAGGGACAACAGGGUCUUGAGUUUCUCCAAGUCCAAGAAGCGUUAUGCCAAUGAGAUGAACAGAACUCUGACGUAUGGAAAUGCCCCUGGUUCCGAAAGAGGAACGCCUGUGGCUCCAGCUACUGUGAUUCAGCAAGUGGAAGUGGUACCGACUACGCCAAACAUCAUGGGAGUUGGCGGAGCAAAGCCAGUGGCCACAGCCAUGUCUACGUUGCUAAAUCUUGCCAAAGGAGAAGAAAAAAUUGGGUUUUCAUCGGCAUUGAACUUCAUGAAACGAAUCACAUCAUCGUCAUCAACAUCCAACCCGUCUUCUCCGAAGAUGUCUGACACCACGGACGAGUCGAGCAGCAUACCUAGUUUACCCAGAACUCAAGAGAUACCCACCUUGAUAACCUCACGGGUGACUACUGGCAAGCCUGCUUUUAAAGAGAAAAGGAGCAAGUCUAAAAAGGACUCCACAGGAAGUUUAAAGGACAUUUCUGCCAAGGUUGGAGUUACACAAAACCUGUGGACAGAAGUACAGAAUCCCUCGAAAGCGGUCACUUCCGAGCUUUUGGGAAUGGUGUCGUAUGGUAGAUGGCAAUUCGUCUUUCCUCCGAGCGUCAAAAGACGGGCAAUCAAGUGGACCUCAUUGUCUUCUCCUGCAUCUCUGCCUACUCUGACUCCGGUAUUUCCUACUCUUGGAGACUUCAAUCAGAAUUUCACCUUCAGAAUCUACGAUGUCAUCCUGAACACCAAAGAGACCAACGAGAACAUGACCAGUUUUGACCUUAUGCGUGAAAUGAUUGCUUUAAGACUGACGCUGGGGUUUCAGAUUUGCGUCGGUGAAAAUGUUAAACGUGUGGAAAGCAAGCGAAAGCCUGGUGGUGAUGUUAACUUGCUGGUUUGCUACAUCAGCAAGCAAAACUAUCUGGGUUCUCGUAUAUAUAUGAGUUUGGGUGACGAAAUCCACCGGAUGAGCUGCGACUAUCACGGGAAUGUGAAUGUCCAGGUAUACCGUCGCUCAAAAGAUAUUUUUGCUCCUCUGAUGGUUGACAGAAGUACAGGUAUCGAGGAUUACAUUCCCAAUGUGAGAACAAGGUACGAUGAAGAGUUCCGCCCUGCGCUCAUCGGGACACUGAACGAGAGUCCCAAAACGUAUAACUGGAACCAGCUUGACCAGAUACUUGCUGGCUAUGACGACACAAUGGAAGAAAAUAAUAGGAGGUUCCACAGAAUGAAGUUCGUGAUUCUCCCAGCAGACGUUCCACAGACUUCGUUCCAACUGGCCAAUAAUGGUGAGAAACUUACACCUGAAGAGCUGAGAUUGGAAGGACUUCGGCUAUUAAUUAGCUCGAUUUUCAGAGGCGCUUUUAAGUCUUCAGAAGAGAAGAAACGCAUUGACGGCAGGGGCCGCAAGGUUGAGAUCUCACCAGAGAUCAGUUUUUAUACUGGAAAUUUGUUCGCAUUCUUGAACGAGCAAGCGGACUUGUACAGUGUGAAUGGUGAGACAAACAACACACUUUUUUCACGGACAUUAUUUGACAGAACAAUAUCAUGCGCAGAAAUAGCGCAAACUCUUCAAGGAGAGAAAGGAAUCCAGUUUGUGGACAGGAAGUGGCAUCUGAGAACCCAUGCCAACUGUUUUCUAGGGUCUGAGUUUGUGAGAUGGCUGAUCGAGAACUUCUCCGAUAUAGACACCAGAGAAGUUGCCGUUGACUUUGGAAACCACCUUAUGGAUGAGGGUCUUUUCAAGCACGUUGAAAGCAGACACAAGUUCCUGGAUGGCCACUAUUUCUAUGCGCUCAACCCAGAAUACGUUGAUAAGUCCAAUCCUACCAAGAUCGCCGAAAAAACCAAUUGGUUUGGCAAAAAGGCCGAGACUGAUAAGCCCAACAGCGAAAACUCUUCCAUCUCUGAUUCUGUGAAGUCAGGCGGAAGAACACCUUUGAAAAUGACGCCUCUGCUUGCUCCAUCAACCAGCAUCGAAGAUAUCAAACUAGCAGAUGCUUUGGCAGAAGAGCCAGAGGUGAAACGUGUUGUUCUGAGUAGAUCGCUACUGUAUGAUCUUGACCCCUCGGGAAAGUCAUAUAAGCAGGAGCUCAUGACUGUUCAUUUUGACAGAGUCCAUAAUCCAGACCAUUGCUUCCACAUUCGACUGGAAUGGCUCAGCACUACCAGUAAGCUGAUAGAGGACACCAUCAACAAGUGGGGUAAGCAUUGCGAUAGAUAUGGUCUCAAGCUGGUGGAAACACCAUGGCAGGAGCUUUGUACCCUUCCUGAAAGAAACCCGUUCCAUUCUUUCGUCAGACUGGCCUUGGCCCUGGACCCAUGGACGGACCCUGAAUUCGCUUCUGAUUUCUUGCGGCCAAUUCUGAGGAAAAACAAGUACUUUUACCACAUAUUUCUGCUGGAGAGCACAGGUUUCUUGCUGGACAACAGAACUGCUGUUUUCUUCAAGGACGAUUCGUUUGAUGUGUCUUAUUCCUGGGGAAAGCCCAAGUUUAAGUACGCGCAGUUCAUCCAUAAGACUGGAGCUUACAUCGCCGAGUUGCGGGACUCUGGAGACCUUGUCUUGGCCCCCAACAACACUCACGUUGCAAGAGUUAACCUGAAUAUCGGUGGUUCCGUGUCCACGCAAUCCGGCAAUGCGGUCAAUUACUACCUGGACUCACAACGGGUGAUGUUGGAGUUCAGAGCCGUCUGCAAGAACGAAGCCAAGCUGAGGGAAAUUUUCAAGCAAGCAAAGUCCCGACUUGCUUCUACGGAUGACAUAGACUUUGCCCUUUACGAUGGUAAUGAUUUGUGA
This is a messenger RNA of Kuraishia capsulata CBS 1993, 4542 nucleotides long. RefSeq lists its product as uncharacterized. Gene Ontology annotation, cellular component: GATOR1 complex. Gene Ontology annotation, molecular function: GTPase activator activity. Gene Ontology annotation, biological process: positive regulation of autophagy; intracellular signal transduction; negative regulation of TORC1 signaling. The transcript has a single exon. The coding region runs from base 1 to 4542 and encodes 1513 amino acids. NCBI's taxonomy places the organism in Eukaryota, Fungi, Ascomycota, Pichiomycetes, Pichiales, Pichiaceae. The record is from RefSeq and is a predicted model, not a curated record.